AUGAAUACCACAGAUCAGAAGUUUGCAGAACUCAAACAUUUGCCAUGGAUAAACGCUCUGUAUGAACCAGACGGAGACCUAGGGCUAGGCUUAGAAAAACUGUCCCCCGGUGUCACUCCUUUGUUCUACAACAUCUACAGACAGAACAAAAUUGCUCCAAUAUUUUCUUUCUACAUUAACAGAUACUAUGGUUUUGUCAACAUUGGCAAGCCUGGGAAGACAUUCAAAAUGGUGAUGGACACGGCUUGGGCCUACACCUGGGUUCCGUCCGUGGAAUGCCCCCUCGUCAGCAUAGCUUGUGCCCGACAUGAAAGAUAUGACCACAGUAGAUCAUCGACUUAUAAACCUGAUGGCACCAACUUCAACAUUUCCAACACUUAUGUUGGAUAUCUUUCCAAUGACUUGUUCUUGGUUGGCCAGAUGAAUACCACAGAUCAGAAGUUUGCAGAACUCAAACAUUUGCCAUGGAUAAACGCUCUGUAUGAACCAGACGGAGACCUAGGGCUAGGCUUAGAAAAACUGUCCCCCGGUGUCACUCCUUUGUUCUACAACAUCUACAGACAGAACAAAAUUGCUCCAAUAUUUUCUUUCUACAUUAACAGGAUAAUCCAGGCUUGCUUUCAAAUGUGCUCGGACCCAGAGGCGCAAGAUGUUUUGGCCCGACAUGAAAGAUAUGACCACAGUAGAUCAUCGACUUAUAAACCUGAUGGCACCAGCUUCAACAUUUCCAACACUUAUGUUGGAUAUCUUUCCAAUGACUUGUUCUUGGUUGGCCAGAUGAAUACCACAGAUCAGAAGUUUGCAGAACUCAAACAUUUGCCAUGGAUAAACGCUCUGUAUGAAGCAGACGGAACCCUAGGGCUAGGCUUGGAAAAACUGUCCCCCGGUGUCACUCCUUUGUUCUACAACUUCUACAGACAGAACAAAAUUGCUCCAAUAUUUUCUUUCUACAUUAACAGAGAUCCUACCACAAAACGAGGAGGCUCCAUCUUCUUCGGGGGAAUUGACUACAAACACAACAAAACGGCCUUUACCACUCUAGAUGUGACUUCUGAUUUCUACUGGGAGUUCCAAGUGGACAAAAUCGCUCUAGUGAUGAGCAAGAAGAGCCAGAAGGAGUACUGUAAGAAUGGUUGUAAAGCUCUCGCUGACACCAGCGCCAACACCAUCAUCGGUCCAGCUGACGAGAUAAAUGACAUCAACAGACUCGUUGGAGCCACCGAAAUAUUUUUUUCAAACCGAUACAUGAUUCCAUGCAUCAAUGAGUUGAAGGGACCAAAGGUAAAGUUUACCAUUGCCAAUCAGGACUUCAUGAUCCUUGCUCGAGAUUACAUUCAGAAGGUCUCCUACUCAGGUAUUACCAUAUGCCCAUCAGCUUUCCAGCCAGGGGAGAGCUCCACCGGUCCCGAUCAAUGGGUACUGGGAGGAGGGUUCCUUUACCAGUAUUAUACGGCUUAUGAUGUCGUACGUCAUAAAAUACUUAUAGCUGAGGCGGCAUAGGCUGCGUUCCCACGUCUGAGUGCCUGAACAUUGGUGGAAAAAGUUAAAGAAGACAUCACAGAGAGUUCUGAGGAGCGGUCUCCACCCUGAAUUCCUCCAGAGAUAUACAAAAACAUCACACCAACAACCUAGCUCACAAGGACCGCCUCUCUCCGUAAGUGCGACCCAAGAUGAUUCAACCCAACAUCAACGGAACAAUCUUCACAUCCAGUAGCAGCUCAUCCAUCGUCUCAACUGCCAUCACAAUCACAAUGAUAUUCUAUCCAACCAGUCAGCCAGUGAUGUGUCCAAUCUAAAGUGAAAGUGAAGUCAUUUCCCAGAAGUGUAGUGUUGAACUAAGUACCAGUGCAUCAUUUGUUUCUGUAGAUCCAAGUAGGCUUUAGAAUAAUGUUAAGCCUUACUAAGACUGCCAAGCAGGAACCACAAAAACCCCAUCUAUUUUAAAUGUAAAUCCUUCAUUCUUGUUUCUAAAUUUCCAGGGUUAAAAAAAAAUAUUAAUUUCAGAGUAAUUUUUAAUUAGUAAUAAUAUUUUUGCUAUUGGUCUUACUGAACAUUGGCUAAAAACAGAAGAUGUUGCUUUAGCCUAUCCUGAUGGCUUUUGUUGUGGUAGUGAUUACUGCAGAACUGAUCAUAAUAAGAGGCCUUUUAAUUUUUUCACCAACAUUUCUUGUAGGAAAUGUGUAAUUUGGAUCACUUUUGUUCUGAAAUGAGUUUAGAAGCAGAAGAGGUAUUUAUCGAGCUGAUUUUAAAUUAAUAUUUGUUUCAUUUUAUUACUCCCACCUUCAAACGUUGAGGUUAAAACAUUUAGGUAUUUCUUGAUAAUUAUUUUGUUAGAUUGUUAACUUAUCGGAGGAGACUACGUACUGUACAUAUAAAAAAAGAUUUGACUUGCCUCAGAACAACUACCUCUCUAAACAAUUGCUUAAUAUACUCCGACAGCACAAUUUUCACUUCCUAAAUCACUAACCCACUCAAGGCAAUAAUUGCCUGGACAAUGUAUUAACAAACUGUAAUAAAAAUUCAAAUAUAAGCUGUUAGUUUUUGUUAGUGCUUACGGUUUAAAAGAUUUAGUUAAACAGCUUCUAGUCAAAACUCAAUUUAAGAAGCCUCUAUCUGGUUUGAAUCUAAUAGCUUUCUCUUAAACAAAGAUAAAACUCUAAACAUUGUUUUUGGCCUUAGAGAGUGCAAAUUAAAUAUAUUGGAUGGCUAUAUAGAGAAUGUUAAGUUUCUUGGUAUUAUCCGGAUAAGCAGAUUACAUAAACUUCUAAGCUUUCAAGGUGAAUUUUUCUUACAACUAAAUUGAACACAUUGUAUGGAUCAAAAAAAUCAAAAUUAUAUUAAAACAGCCUACUUUACUUUUUUCAAUCUAUUUUUAAAUACUAGUAUGUGGGUACUAAUCCAUAGUAUCUCCAGGCAUUUAAAUUUUUUUUAUUUGUAAAGGUGAUUUUCCUAUGAAAAAAAAACUUAAAAUAACAGA
Molecule: messenger RNA, 2977 nt
Organism: Macrosteles quadrilineatus (aster leafhopper)
Lineage: Eukaryota; Metazoa; Arthropoda; Insecta; Hemiptera; Cicadellidae
Product: lysosomal aspartic protease-like
Exons: 12
Coding region: 1-1500 (499 amino acids)
Biological process (GO): proteolysis; cell death
Cellular component (GO): lysosome
Molecular function (GO): aspartic-type endopeptidase activity
Source: RefSeq, a predicted model, not a curated record